Molecule: messenger RNA, 873 nt
Organism: Pyrus x bretschneideri (Chinese white pear)
Lineage: Eukaryota; Viridiplantae; Streptophyta; Magnoliopsida; Rosales; Rosaceae
Product: temperature-induced lipocalin-1
Exons: 2
Coding region: 129-689 (186 amino acids)
Source: RefSeq, a predicted model, not a curated record
ACCUCCGCACAACUUAUCCUCACUAAGGUUACAAAACCCCCCACCCAAAAUUGAAACUUCACAAAUUCCCGCAUCAAUUCGUCACUCGCUCUCUCAGAAACCAGAACACAAACACUUCAUCUGCAACAAUGGCGACGAAGAAGGCGAUGGAAGUCGUGAAGGGCCUGGAUCUGCAGCGCUACAUGGGGCGGUGGUACGAGAUUGCCUCCGUUCCGUCGCGGUUUCAGCCCAAGAACGGCGAGAACACGCGUGCCACCUACACUCUGAAAGACGACGGCACCGUGAAUGUGCUGAACGAGACUUGGACAGACGGGAAGAGGGGAUUCAUCGAGGGCACCGCCUACAAGGCGGACCCGAAUAGCGACGAGGCGAAACUGAAGGUGAAGUUUUAUGUUCCGCCAUUUCUGCCGAUCAUUCCUGUCACGGGGGAUUACUGGGUUUUGUUCAUUGAUGAGGAUUAUCAGUACGCUUUGAUUGGCCAGCCUAGCAGGAAUUCCCUUUGGAUAUUAAGCAGGCAGCCUCAUCUGGAUGAAGAAAUAUACAACCAGCUGGUCCAAAGGGCGGCGGACGAGGGCUACGAUGUGAGCAAACUCCACAAGACGCGGCAGAGCGAGAGUCCGCCGGAGGGAGAAGAAGGCCCCAAAGACACCAAGGGCAUCUGGUGGUUCAAAUCCAUCUUCGGAAGAUAGAGAUAAUCAUAUUUGGGGGUCUGAGUGACUAUGUAUGUAUUUGUAAUAAGAAACACUGAGAACCCCCACUUCCCAACUUGUAGACAGACUCUACCCUAGCAGUGACGUCGUUUUGUGAUUAUGUUAGUUGCUGUACUGUAACAACGUUGAUCGUUCUAAAGUUUCCAUCAAGUUGGUUUUCUUA